Gigantopelta aegis is the source of this 2050-nucleotide messenger RNA. Its product is annotated as asparagine synthetase [glutamine-hydrolyzing]-like. Gene Ontology annotation, cellular component: cytosol. Gene Ontology annotation, molecular function: asparagine synthase (glutamine-hydrolyzing) activity. The transcript has 10 exons. The record is from RefSeq and is a predicted model, not a curated record. The coding region runs from base 251 to 1903 and encodes 550 amino acids. NCBI's taxonomy places the organism in Eukaryota, Metazoa, Mollusca, Gastropoda, Neomphalida, Peltospiridae.
ACGUAUUGGCGUUUUCUGUGUACUAUAAUUAUAUCUCCGGUACUAUAGACACAUUGCAUCAUUUUGUUUUAUGCUAGUCGUAAAGUUUUUACUGCGCGUGUCUGUAAACAUUUACAUAUUAUUGCAUCAGCGCCACUAUAUAGGCCUAAACACAACAAAAAACGUACGUUAUUUCGCCGGGAUCGUCUGUUCAAUUUCAACGACAGAAUUAUACUAGAUUUCACUGAUUUAGGAGAAAAAGGUUAUCAACAUGUGUGGUAUAUGGGCUGUGUUUGGCAGUGAUGACGAUGUGUCAGUACAGUGUAGUGCCGUGCACACCAUCACACACCGCGGCCCCGAUGCGUUCCGGAUCGAGAACAUCAACCACUUCCGCAACUGCUGCCUCGGCUUCCACCGCUUGGCCAUCGUUGACGACAUCCGCGGCAUGCAGCCCAUGAGGCUGUACACACACCCUCACAUCUGGCUCAUCUACAAUGGAGAAAUCUAUAACCACAAACUGCUCACCGAGGAGUUUGAUCUGAACAUCAGCACAGAGUGCGACGGUGAACCAAUAAUCCACCUGUAUGCCAAGUUUGGCGCAGAAUUCACUGCCAGUCAUCUUGAUGGGGUCUUCAGCUUCUGUCUUCUCGACACGGCAAACAGAAAGGUCAUCCUGGGUCGUGACUUGGCCGGCAUUCGACCAAUGUACAGACUCAUUACAGAGAAGGGAUUCCUCGCCGUGUGUUCUGAAGCAAAAGGUUUAUUUGGUCUUAGUCAUUGCUUCACGGACAAAGAUGCAGAUAUCCAGCCGUUUCCCCCCGGACAUGUGGAGGUAUAUGACCUUGACCAUUUGGGUCAUGCCCAGUUUAAAGAAAGAGCGAGAUAUCACAAGAUGGGGACGGAGCCAGUUUACAAAACUAUAUGUCCUCCAUUAACCGACAACAUUAAGAAGAACAUUGUGACGUGCUUAGAAGCAGCUGUAGAGAAGCGGAUGAUGGCCGACAGACGGAUUGGAUGUUUACUCUCAGGUGGUCUCGACUCCAGUCUAAUCACCGCGAUUGUUGUGAAGAAGGCGAAAGAGAUGAAAUUAACGUAUCCCAUCCAGACGUUUGCUAUUGGCAUGGAGGGAAGUCCUGAUUUAACUGCAGCUAAGAAGGUUGCCAAGUAUUUAGGAACUGAGCAUCACGAAGUAGUGUUCACACCAGAAGAGGGAAUCGUAGCCAUCAAGAAGGUUAUCUAUCACCUGGAGAGCUAUGAUAUUACCACCAUUAGAUCAUCUGUCGGCAUGUAUUUGCUGAGUGAGUACAUCAGCCGGAAAACGGACACCGUGGUGAUCAUGUCGGGGGAGGGGUCGGACGAGAUCGCACAAGGCUACAUCUACUUCCACAACGCGCCGUCGCCGUCUGCGGCCGAUGCCGAGAGUCGCAGACUUCUGGAGGAUUUGUACAUGUACGAUGUGUUGAGGGGAGACAGGACUACAGCAGCGUGGGGCCUAGAGAUACGAGUACCGUUCCUGGAUCAUCACUUCACCAGUUACUACCUCUCCAUCGAUGAAGAGCUACGAGUGCCCAAAAAGGGAAUAGAGAAGUACCUGCUUCGUUCAGCGUUUGAUUUCGGUGAUUUUCUACCCAAGGACAUACUGUGGAGACCCAAAGAGGCAUUCAGUGAUGGAGUGUCUCCCACCACAAGAUCCUGGCACGAUAUCAUUCAAGAACAUGUUGAGCAACAGAUUAACAGUCAGGAUCUCGAAGAAGCCUCUAGUCUGUUUCCACAUAACACACCAAGGUCGAAAGAAGCAUAUUAUUACAGAACGGUUUUCGAGAAACACUUUCCUGGAAAAUCAUUCUGGAUUCCCUACUACUGGAUGCCAAAGUGGUCGAAAUCAGAUGAUCCGUCUGCUAGGACACUGAAGCACUAUAAAUAAACUUACUUGUCUUAAUUUAAAUUAAUUUACAUUUUCAUCCUGCUAAUAGGGCAAUAGGAUCAUUAUACUCCAUUAUGUGUUAAUCUUAUAGUUGUUGGAAGGGUCGUUUAAACAUAUAUUUCUGUCCUAAAGACUAUGAAUUAUAAA